Chanos chanos (milkfish) is the source of this 2073-nucleotide messenger RNA. RefSeq lists its product as uncharacterized. Lineage: Eukaryota; Metazoa; Chordata; Actinopteri; Gonorynchiformes; Chanidae. The coding region runs from base 1 to 2073 and encodes 690 amino acids. The record is from RefSeq and is a predicted model, not a curated record. The transcript has a single exon.
AUGGCUUCUGAACUUGUGAAGAAGACUCAGAGUAUCACCACAGCAAAGGACAUGAGAGAGUCCACCCACCUCAUAAUGAAACCUUAUGCCAACUGGGAGGAGUAUCUGACACCAGCACCACUCUCCAUAGCCGUACUGGGAGAACUUGUCUUCCUUUCCUCUAACAAUGAGUUCUCUAUCAACAAAAACCCACCCAAAGAUGGCUACAAGUACAUCAAAUACCCAGAGUCAUUCCGUGCCUGCCUCAUGCAAGUGUGUAACUCUGGCUGGGGGGCUUUUAAUGAAGCCCAUAAGAGUAUGGAUCAGAUCCGCCUUCACGCUUCAACUGUACCAGACCACAUGAAGACAACAAAGAAGAUCCUGCUUCAGGGAAGUGAUGAGGUCAUCCAGGCCCACCUACCCGACCAGCUGCGGAACAUUCAGGCUAUUGCAGAUGAUUGUGUGGAGCUGGCCAUUGCAGCAGAAAAGAAGUUUGAGGACGUCAUCAAUAUCAUUCAAGAACUCCUUGAGGCGUGUGUGAAUGCAAAAUCUUGUUAUGGAGAAGAGCUAAAUGAAAUAAAAAAGAAACUGGAGCAGGCCAAACUGAGGAAGCAGUUAGCACAAGAAGCCGAUGAACUAUCUAUGAAGAUGAUGAAGUCAGUUGAGAAGCAAUUAGGUGAGGCUCACGAGAGCUACAAGAAAGCAAUGGAUUCUCUCCCUAGUGGAUGGGAGAUGAUUGGCAUGGAUUUUGUUGCAGGAAUAACAGAGCGUAUAACAGGUCUACUAAAUGGAGCAACAUCCGUUGCUACCAAGCCUAUUAAUCUAAUGUGUGAUGGAGCAAGAAAGGUUAAGGGUACAUAUGACAACAUAAGAGGUAAGGAUGAUGCAGCAAAUGACAUUGAUAUAAUAAACAUCUACAGCAAGUCCGGAGAAAUUCUCCAGACUAUAAAAAUUCUUGGACAAUACAUUAAAGAGAAGGAUAUUGACUGGAAGGAAUUGUAUGACCAGAAGGAAAAAGAACCCAAAACAAAAUUUGCAUCAGGGCAGUUAGAAAGGAUUCAAAGUAGCUUGGAAAGCCUCCCAGACUGCAAACCAAAAACCAAUGCGCUAUCCAUAUGUGAAAAAGGAAUCAACAUCUGUCAGCAGCUUGCAGAGUGUGCACCUACAGGUCAGUGUAGCAGAGAAAAAACACAGGAGAUUAUCUGUAACUGGAAAGAGCUCAUUAAAUCAGCCCGUGCUUUUGACAGCAAAAGCAAGAGUGUCACAAAGUCUCCGUCCAUGACACCAAAACCACCAAUGAUGUACAAACAGGAGAAUAACAGUGAAAGGUCUGGUAAAAAGUCUGCAGGAAAAAGGGCCACAGAAAAUGCUCGCUUCCGUAUUGAGCAGACCAGAGCACAACUGGACAAGACAAGAGAGACGUAUGAGAAGUGUGUGGAGAACAUGGAGAAGAACCAGAAGGAGCUGACUGACAUUUUGGUCACCAUGAGAAACUGUCAGAUCAAGGAGAUUGACUUUAACACCACCAUAGAGAUGCUGGUCAAAGGUAUGGAUGCCAUGGGUAAAGUGAAGGAACAAUGGAAGAAGUUGGUACGCUUCUUUCAGAUGGUGUCUAACAUUGUGAAGACCAGCAUGAGCAAAACUCUCAACAAUUUUCUUACAACAUCUGAGAAAACACAAAAACUGUCCUAUAACUCCAAGCUGUUCUCAAAAGACCUGCUCUACAACCAGGCCUUCCAGGCAUCUAACAUCGCCAGUCUUGUCCACAUGAUCUCAGAAACCUACACUGACGUGUCCAACAAGUACCUGAUGGACAGAGUCAGUAGUCUGGGAAAACUCAUGGCCAUGGAUAAGAGUAAACCAGAGUUUGAACAAGAGCGUCUACAGCUACAGAAGGGGUGUGAUGAAGCACAGAAAGGUAUUCUACAACUGGUCAUCAAGAACAAAAAAGACUUUGAGAGGAGCGCUGAUGCAAGAUUGAAGAAAAUUGAGGGGGAAUUGUUGGCCAUUCUACCAGCUGCAGCACCUGAAGAAACCAAAGCCAUUAAAGAAGCUGUUCAAGCUGGAUUCACUGAGGAAGAGGAAGAUGCCUAA